This is a messenger RNA of Parnassius mnemosyne (clouded apollo), 1989 nucleotides long. The record is from the annotation of a GenBank genome assembly. Lineage: Eukaryota; Metazoa; Arthropoda; Insecta; Lepidoptera; Papilionidae.
AUGCUCGCGCACGCGCACGCGCUCGCCGCCGCGCUGCUCUGCGCCCUCGCCGGCCAGCUCGGCGCCGGCGCCAGCCUCCACUGUGCCAUGCGCCGCGAGAUCUCCCCCUGCACCUGCCGCCGCGAGGACACCGGCACCGGCGCCGUCCUCGUCGUCUGCCAGCGCAUCGCCAACUACAAGGAUAUCGCGCGCGCCCUCACCAACAAGUUCAGCCCCGAAACGAAAAUCGGGCUUGACAUCUCUUACUCGCAGCUACCCGACUUCGAGCACCACAGCUUCAGAGAACUCGGACUUUCUAUCACGAGGCUCAAGCUAAACUUCGACAACCUAAGUGAACUGAAGGAGAGCGUGUUCACGAAGCUGGACCUGGUCGAUUACUUCAGUCUUGCCGACAACUCGUUGACGGAGAUGCCUCGCCACGUGCUGCGCCAUCUUCCUCACGUGAAGACCCUCGACCUCUGCAGGAAUAAGAUCUCAAAGCUCACGGAAGAGGAUUUUAAAGAUAUACAAGAAGUGGAGCAUUUAGUUGUCGCCGACAAUCAGAUAUCUAAGAUAGAGAGGCAUGCGGUGCCUAAAGCUCUGAAGCAUGUUCAUCUGGGUAUCAAUAAACUAAGUACAUUGAAUGGUGCCUUGAGGGAUCUGGACGAUUUAGAGUGGAUCUUCAUUAAUGCUAAUAAUUUAAAGUCUAUAGAUAACGAACUGCCCGUGAAAGCGAAAAAAAUAGUACUGAUUCACGCCGCUCACAACGAACUGCAAAGUUUACCCAAAGACCUGAAACUGAUGCCGUCCUUGGAGUCCCUGUAUUUUUAUGAUAACAACAUCAAAUCACUUGAGGGUGCAUUGCAAAAAUCAAGGCGGCUGAUGAGGAUAGGACUGUCGUUCAACAAAAUUGAGUCUUUAGCUGAAGACGAAUUCGCGGAAGCAGAAAUUUUAGCCGAUUUAGAUUUAGCUUACAAUCAACUCAAAUCACUGAACGGGUCACUUAGAAAUUUAAGAGCAUUACGUUAUUUAAAUCUGACGCAUAAUUUUCUGACAGAAUUUUCUCUGCAAGAAAUCAAAGGCUUAAAGAGGUUAUCAGUGAUCGAUUUGUCGUAUAAUAAAAUUAGCCAAAUAACUGGAAAUAUGGAAAAUCUAGUGGAUGUUGAAACUAGGGUACUGGAGUUGAGGUUGGAUCACAAUCACAUUCUUAACCUGGGCGGAGCGCUCAUGGGUCUGCACGGUCUUUUGAGACUCAAUUUAAGUAAUAAUCAAAUUCAGCAGAUAUCUCCUGAUGAUCUCAUUGGCUUAGAAGAUUUAAAGCUUCUAGAUGUGUCACACAAUCAUAUCACAUCACUGGAAGAAACAUCAAAGACCUUUUUACCAUCUUUAGAGGAGCUGAUCGCCCAUCACAACAACAUUACAAUGCUGGAUAAGGAUUUCCAUGGUCUGCCGUCUCUUUGCAUAGCUGAUCUGUCAUAUAACAAAAUACGCUCCGUUAACUAUGAACUAGUGUCAAAGUCCCGAUGUACUAUAAACGGAGUGCCCAGUAUACUGAAGAUUUAUCUGCAAGAUAACCCUGUGUUAUGCGACGACCGACACUACGAACUGGUGACGGUGUUAGAGAGUCUGAACGCACGUGUCAGUGGCGUCUCUUCAUGCGUCACGCCACAGACCGCAGCUCCUGUUCUAAUGAGGGCACUAAACGACAUAGUGCCAGAUGCCCCAGUGAUCCUCGUUUCUCGAAUGGGCGCUGGCCUUAGAGUACUUCAAGAUAGCAGAGAGAACGCAGCGCCACAGCUGUCGUACCGACGUGUGGGAGCCCUCAUCGGGCACGUUCUACCAGAUCGAGAGGGCGGUCUUCCCGUGCUGGUAGAGCCGCCAGUAACACUGCCACCCGCCGCUACCGACAUGGUAGUCAAAUGGCCGGACCAAAACACAAGGACGGAGGAACGUCCACAUCCCCUAGCCGACCAUCUCCGCCUCCGCGACCUCAACGCUUCGCCGCAGUGA